AUGGUCGAGAAAUCAUUAAUGGGUGAACAUUAUUUGAGUGAAUUACAUCAAAGGAUAUUGAUGACACUCAUUCGUCAGCUUGUUGUGUUAAUUCAUUCGGGACAACUAACCAUUCCAUCGUUCUCAUCGGAUGAAAAUCAAUCUCAUUCAUCAGUCACAACUGAUCAUAAUUAUGUUAGAACAACAAUAGAUUAUGAUCGAGUAACGAAAGAUGAACCAUUUGACCAUGCUCCUUUGAUCAUUCCCACUAAUACUGUUCAAUCUUCUGUUUCCUCGGCUGUUAUCAGUGAUUUAUCUUCCCAAUUACAGCAACGUUAUGAAACAUUAACUGUGGUAACAAGAAGUAUACCGGCUUUAAGUGAUGAUAUAAUUCGCCUUAGUUCUCAAUCAUUACAUCAUCAACAUUUAGCAGAAUCAUAUCAAAAUCAAACAAAUCAAAUAAAACAGUCAAUUGCUGAGAAAGAAACAUAUAUUAAUGUUAUUAAACUAAAUGGCGAAAUUGUACAGCAAGAAAUAACAAGUAUGCAACAAAAAGUUGAUGAUUCACAAUCGUUAGCAUAUGAUGGUACAUUAACAUGGAAAACUUCAAAUGUAAGUGAUAAAAUGGCUGAUGCUCAGAGUGAACGACAAACGAGUAUUUAUUCACCACCAUUUUAUUCAUCGCCAACUGGUUAUAAAAUGAGAGCAAGACUCUAUCUGCAGGGUGACGGUAAUGCACGUCGUACACAUAUGUCUCUCUUUUUUGUUAUUAUGAGAGGUAAAUAUGAUGCUAUUCUCAAGUGGCCAUUUUCAUUUAAAGUAACAUUUUGUUUAUAUGACCAAUCUGGUCAACAACGACAUAUUGUUGAUUCAUUUCGACCUGAUAUUAAAUCAAAUUCAUUUCAAAGACCCCGUUCAGAAAUGAAUAUUGCUUCAGGCAUUCCCAAAUUUUUUCCUCUACCAAUGAUAGAACAAGUUGAUAAUAAUUAUAUUAAGAAUGAUACAAUGUAUAUUAAAGUAAUUGUUGAUUUUGGUGAUAUAUCAAAAAUUAUAUUACCUUAUAUACUGAAUCUUAAUCCAGGUCUACCAGCACAUGUACAACGACAAAUGAUCAAACAAGAAAUUGAAAAGAGACAGGCUCAACAAUCAUUAUCAUUUCCAGUUAAUGCAUCGAUGCCAGUGCAGGGUGAUAACAGGUUAAUCCCACCAUCCACCGAUAAUAAUAACAGUGGCGAUAAUAAUAUGACUUCAUGA
Molecule: messenger RNA, 1233 nt
Organism: Didymodactylos carnosus
Lineage: Eukaryota; Metazoa; Rotifera; Eurotatoria; Philodinida; Philodinidae
Source: the annotation of a GenBank genome assembly